ACCAUUAUUUUGGUUUGAUUUUUAUUAAGUUUUGGUCCUAUUUCCUUUUUCUGGGACCAGCUUAAUUAUUAUUUCAUUCUUUUAAUGGGGGAAAAAGGUGUGGUAUUAUUUUCCGUACUGAUCUUUCUACCAAUCUUUGUAACGUAUUGUACUUGAAUAUUGACCUUUGUCAAACUCAAUUCAUAUCUCUCUUUUUUGUUUUUGCCUCGAGACUAUAGUUGUUAGUGUUGUAAUAUAUGAUGAUGAUGUAAUAAGUUAUGGUAAGACUCAAUAAUAAUCAACUUGCUUCUUCCAGAAAGGUAAACAAAUAAGCUUGUUUGGCUCUUUCAAAGGGUAGAAAGUAGAAUCAGAAAUAUCACUCGAGUUAAAAAAGUAAUCAGAGAUUAUUAUGAUUAUAUAUACAUAAAACCAUAUGCUUUGUAUACAUCUCUAGUAACUACAAACACAACAAAAACCAUUCCAGACACCAAGUUGUUAAUCCUUUAUAAGAAAGAAAGUUUUUUUCAGUGUAAAACAAACUCAGGUUGUUAAGAAAACAUGGGUCGAAAACUGGAUGCACUUCUAGGGAGAAACUUCAAGGUGUCAAAAUUCAAAACCAUAACAAAACUAGCUAUUUCAAGGAUUUCCAUACUCUCAAACCAGCACCAAGCUCGGUUGUCACAUGCUUGUUCUGAUGUUAAGGAGCUACUUCAGCUUAAUCACCAAGAUCGAGCUCUUCUUCGUAUUGAGCGUGUAACAAUGGAGAAGAACAUGUUGGAUGCGCUUUCCAUGAUAGAAUUAUACUGCCAUCUACUCCUUGAUAGAAUCAAGCUCAUAGGAAAAAAGAGAGGUGAAACGUGCCCUGAAGAGCUUAAAGAGGCAGUAUCAAGCUUGAUCUAUGCAGCUUCAAGAUGCGGUGAAUUCCCAGAGCUUCAUAAGAUUCGCGCCGCUUUAACCUCCAAAUAUGGUAGGGACUUUGCUGCUCGUGCAGUUGAACUACGCAACAACUGUGAAGUGAGUCCUAAGAUGGUACAAAAGUUUUCAACCAGGAAGCCGAGUUACGAAACCAGAUUAAAGGUUUUGAAGGAGAUUGCUUCUGAAUGUGGUAUAACUCUUGAUUUAGAAGAAGAUGAUUCUGUGAAUGAUCAUAAGCAAGAGAAACUGAAUAUGAAGCAAGAGCAGGAGCAGGAGCAGGAGCAGGAGCAGGAGCGAGAGCGGGAGCGGGAGCAGAUAAAUGAGCUUACUAGAGCAGCUGAUGACUUGGAUGACACUACUCAGAGAUUACAUGACACUGUUUUGAGUGAAGAGACCAAGCAAGCAGAGCACUUCUCUGAAUCAAUGAAAACUAGAAGAAAGUACAGAGACGUGGCAGAUGCUGCCCAAGAGGCUUUUCAAUCAGCGGCUUAUGCAGCUAACGCUGCAAGAGCUGCUGUUGAGCUCUCCAUGUCUUUAUCAAUAGAUAAGGGUUCUGAGGAUCAUCAUGGUUCAGAUAAUGAAGGAGGGAAUGUGUCAGAUUUCGGUACAUCUUCUACAACCAAAGCUCAUAUGACCAACAUUUCUGCAGCCUCAAGAGAGACUGAAGAUUUGAAUAACAGACAGAGUUUUGAAAAGAUUGAAACUGUUGAGGAACUGAGCUCGGAAUCAGAAUCAGAACCAGAACCAGAGUUAGAAGGUGAAGACGAUAGUACUCUCGAAGAUGUAGCGGAGAAGGAAAAGAAACAAGUACAAAGAAAAGUAUCAUCUUCAGAUACAAAUACUGAGAAAAGAGAGAGAGGAACAUGCCUUGACCAGCAUGAUUUGGAUACCUUCAGCGUACCCAAAUCUCCAUUGAACAGGCAUCACAGACCGUUUAAUGCAACUACAAAUGACCAUUGAUCACAUGAUGACAGCAUUAAGCCUUUCAUACAAAUCUACACAGUGAUUGACGUAUAUUUCACGUGUUGGUUUCUUGGGUCUGAGUUUACAAGAAUGAAUAAGCUGGAAAUUUACAAGUACAGCACAGAAAAAUCGAGAUAGGAAGAUGGUGUAAGCAUGCAUGACAUAAAUUUAUUUAAUUUUUUUGUACAAAUAGUUCAUGAUGAGUGAGCAUGGAGUUUGUUCUAGGAUAUAAAAUUUUGAAUUAAGUAUACUUUUGAGUGAAUUGGAUAUAGUUUUGUAGAAAUAUAACUAGGAAAUUAUAAUUGUGCUUUUAAUGGGAUACUCCUCUUGUAUUGAUGUGUAAUUGCAGUUGUAAUAUAUUCUACUUAUCCAUUCUAGAGUAAA
Messenger RNA from Cannabis sativa, 2241 nucleotides. RefSeq lists its product as uncharacterized. Lineage: Eukaryota; Viridiplantae; Streptophyta; Magnoliopsida; Rosales; Cannabaceae. Bases 538 to 1854 code for a protein of 438 amino acids. The record is from RefSeq and is a predicted model, not a curated record. Gene Ontology annotation, biological process: protein transport. The transcript has 5 exons.